CUUCCGCUUCGCAUACGUCAUUUCAGUGAAAAUUGGGUUGGCGAAACUGACGUGGCAUUGGCCAAAAAUCUUCAUUUACGUUGCCACGGAGAUACUGUGAAGAAAUAUUUGUCAUAAAGGAUAAUUUCGAUACUCUUACGUUCCAAAAUAUUUGUAAAUUUUUGUGUCAUUUGUCGAAUUUAGACUUAGUGAUCCAUAAUGGGUUUAACCAUCUCGAGUUUGUUCAAUCGUCUGUUUGGAAAGAGAGCGAUGAGAAUUCUUAUGGUUGGGCUAGAUGCUGCCGGUAAAACAACAAUCUUGUACAAAUUGAAGCUUGGAGAAAUCGUAACAACUAUUCCCACAAUUGGUUUUAAUGUGGAGACUGUAGAAUACAAGAACAUCAGUUUUACAGUGUGGGAUGUCGGCGGUCAAGACAAAAUCCGACCUCUGUGGAGGCACUACUUCCAGAAUACUCAUGGUCUCAUAUUUGUUGUGGAUAGCAAUGACAGAGAAAGAGUAGAAGAGGCCAGAGCAGAAUUAACUAAAAUGUUGGAAGAGGACGAGUUAAGAGAUGCCAUUUUGUUAGUGUUUGCCAACAAGCAGGACCUGCCUAAUGCCAUGGCAGCCUCGGAGGUCACAGAAAAACUUGGACUUGGUGCAUUAAGGGGACGAAAGUAUUUAAGACCAAAGUCCUUUAGAACAUCCCAAUCUAUACAUAGUCCAAAUGAUUGGACUAGCCCUGAAUUGAAGGAAAUAGAUAGCCUACUACGAUGCCCGAUUUGUUACGACUUCAUGCACACUGCCAUGAUUCUACCAGAUUGUUCACAUACAUUCUGCUCGUUUUGCAUCAGACACCAUUUAUCCCACACCAACAAAUGUCCAGUCUGUAAUAACUCGGCUUGUGAAAACAAUCUAAGAAACAACAGACUGGUGGACGACUUGAUUGUGGAGUUUAAAUCCGUCAGGUCUCAUUUAAUGGAGAUAACACAGGGGCUCGCAACUGAAAGAAAAGGUGGGAGUGGCAGACAUGUGAACAAGAGCAUAUCACAAGAAAUGACUCAAAAUGAAGUUUCACUGAAAAAGAAAACUGCCUCAAAGGAUGAUAUAAUUGACCUUGUAUCGGAAGAUGGGGACGAGAAUGGGAAUACUUGUGUGGAUACGGGAUCUAGAGAAAAUAAGGAGAACAUUGGAGUGGUGGAUCAAGGUCUUCACACUCCAAGAGCCAAGUCUGGCAUACAGCUCUCAGAUGUGGACAAGAUGGGAGAAUUCUCGUCUCCGAGGAGCCAGGACUCCUCUUUUGAAGGCUUUUUAUCACCUUCUCAAAGGAAAAUGGUACCGUGUCCUGUCUGUGGGAUAUCUCUAAGACAAAAUGCCGUCAAUGAACACCUUGACAUAUGUCUGGGAGGAGAGGAAAGAAAAUCUGCACUGAGAAAACAAAUGCCUAAAAGAAAACCAAUUGCUAAGUUAGUGUACAAUCUGAUGUCAGAGAAAGACAUCAAGAGAAAGCUCAAAGAAGUCGGACUGUCAACUACAGGGGAGAAAAAAGCUUUGGUCAGAAGACACCAUGAUUUUGUGAUGUUGUAUAAUUCUGAGUGUGAUUCGUUAAAGCCCCGAUCAGUCCAAGAUAUUGUAAAGGAAGUGGAGAAAACAGAAGCCGUCAGACACAGGACCAGGAAAGACGGCAACAGACUUGUUAUAGAGAAAAACAGCUCUCCUGCCUCUAUUGAGAAGGCUCAGAAACAUUACAUGAAAAAGCACAAGUCCCAUUUCUCCUGCUUGAUAGAAGAGACCAGGAAAAGAAUGAGAGAACAAAAAGAAAAUAGGAAAUCAUUGAAAGAAAGAAGGCAGAAUGAAGAAAGUCAGUCUGAGACCUCUGUAGCUGUAGGCUGUAACACAGGAAUGGAGCUAACACGAAGCGAAUCUGAUUGUGAGAUGAGGAGGAAGACACCUGGUGGGUACAAGAGAAACAAAGGGGCAGUAACUGGAGGAACACACAGAGACACAGGGACGUCAGGAAAGGGUGAACAGAAUGUUGUUGUCUCCUCACAAAGUGAGACUGAAAGUGGUGGACGGUCAAAUAGAAAGAAAAGAAAAUCUCAACCAGAUACUGCAGCAGAAGAUACCAGUGAUUUUGAAAUAGUUUCACUACAGAGUGAUUCUGAAAGUGAAAGUAGACAUUCAGAGAAACGGAAAGGCAAACCUGAUGUCGGUGUUCAAUUGAAGACAUCAGGAAGCAGCAUUCAAAAAGGUCUGAUAAAUAGUAAUGGUAACAAUGAAAGAGAAGGAAAUUUGACUACAUCAGAUACUUUUGGAGGAGUUGGAAAUGUAACCUCAGAUAAGAAUGAUACUUCUCAAGUGUUAGCUCAAACUGAAGCGCAUGCUGAUUUAAGGAAGAAAUCACGGAGGAACCGAAGUAAAGAAAGUAACAGUAAAAGUCAGUCCAAAGACAAUCAAAGCAUUCAGGACACGGAAGAAUCUGGACAGGGGAGAACUCGAAGCAGAAAUAAACACACUGCUGGCAAGGCAGAUAACUCUGCAUAUGAGUUGACAGAUGUGAAGAAAUCUGACGACAACCAGGCUGACGUUGGUGAAACUGAUGUACAAAAAAGACGAAGAAGAACUAGACGUGUGUACGAUAAACCUGUUUCCAGUUCUGGUUCUUCUAGGAGCAAGAAAACCUAUCGAGAUGCAGAAAUAGAGGAUAUUUCUAGCGUUUGCAUGAAAAAGGCUGAAAUCGUACCAGAGGAGGGGUGGAAAGAGCUGAAUCACGACCCAAGUGAAGGAAGGUUUUCCAUUAAACCUGCUCUGCUUGAAAACGAAGACAAUUCACCCACUUUUGAGGUUGAAAAAAGCAACACAAGUACCGUUUGGAAUGAUGAAAAAAGGACUACACGCAAAAGGAACAUCAAAUCAGCAAGUAGCAGUAGAGAGAAGGAAAUGGUGGACGGUGAAGUAAAUAAACCUCUUCCUGUAGUUCCAGACCAUGGGAAUAAAACGGACUGUUUUAUUACAACUGUACCUGUGGACUUCAGUAAAGUCAAAUGGACUGAAGACGAGAAGGAUGAGCAAUCCAGGCUACAGAAACAGUUUCUGGGAAGUCUGUUACGGAUUCCGGAAGUAAACAACGCAUCCAGCACUGCAGCUGACGGUGAGGUGGAAAUCCCCCCACACAGCGACACCGUGGAGGAAACCGGAGGAGGAAAGGGAACACAGCCACUAAAAACACCAAGUGGGAAGUCAGAACCUUUGUCUUCUGAAGGACAGUGUGAGCAGAGAAGAGAGGCAGAAACAGAUUACAAAGAUGAAGAUGAAAGUGCACAUGUAAAUGAGACCCCUGUAAAGGAUUUGGAUGUGGCAAACUUUUCCACUAUGUGGGCAGCGUUAAGUGGAGAGGUGGAUAUGUCCAGGGCUCGCCAUUUCUCUAACAUGUCUACUCAGAGUGACAAGUCCAGCUACAGUGAUCUGUCUGCUGUCAUCUCUCCUGUCAAUAGUGAAAGGGGUAUCGGUAUCCCAGGAGAAAAAAGAAGUCUACGAACAUCAGCUAGAAGGGAAAGAGUGGAACACCCCAAGAACAGGAAGAGAAAAAGAGACUGCCAGUCCAUCUCUAGAAAGCGUAGGCGUAGAUGAUGAUGGUGUCGGCUUCCAGUGUUUACGAAUAUCACAGCACUAAACAUUCACCAGUAUAAAUACUGUGCAUGAUGCGUAUGCAUAAAAUUCGGAACAAAACGUUGUUACUUGUAUAUAUUUUGGAUAAAGUUAUUGAACUGAUCAGGUAUGUUCGUUUAUAUCUGUAAAGUUUGUUGUAAAUCAGCAAUAAUCCUAACUGUCUUAGAUUGGGAAUGGUCUUGGAUUGCCAAAUGAUUGUGUAAAAACAUACAAUAUUGAGAAGAUAGAGAGUUUUGUUAUUGAUUUUGAGAAAUUGGGAGUGUCUGAAAAGAUGACAAUUAUACACUUUAAUUAUUUAUUGUUCUAGUCUCUUGCUUUAAAGUCAGGGUUGCGUAUUACAUGUAGUAAUUUAAUCAUUUCUAAGGUUUGUUAUUCUUAUAUUGUAAUGUGAAGUCCUAUCAAGAUUAAUUUGUUAGAAAACUAUAUGGCACUGACUUACUGACUCUGGUGGUAAAGUUGACCUUUACCUUUUCAUAAAUUCAGAUUUCUGUUUUAUUCAGUUCGUUGUAAAGGUCUGCUAUUAAAUAAAUAAAACAUUCUGAC
This is a messenger RNA of Ostrea edulis (European flat oyster), 4188 nucleotides long. RefSeq lists its product as uncharacterized. Gene Ontology annotation, molecular function: GTPase activity; ubiquitin protein ligase activity; single-stranded DNA binding. Lineage: Eukaryota; Metazoa; Mollusca; Bivalvia; Ostreida; Ostreidae. Gene Ontology annotation, cellular component: Rad6-Rad18 complex; nucleus. The transcript is spliced from 21 exons. Bases 199 to 3606 code for a protein of 1135 amino acids. Gene Ontology annotation, biological process: protein monoubiquitination; DNA damage tolerance. The record is from RefSeq and is a predicted model, not a curated record.